Fomitopsis serialis is the source of this 513-nucleotide messenger RNA. RefSeq lists its product as uncharacterized. Bases 1 to 513 code for a protein of 170 amino acids. The transcript is spliced from 2 exons. The record is from RefSeq and is a predicted model, not a curated record. Gene Ontology annotation, biological process: intrinsic apoptotic signaling pathway. NCBI's taxonomy places the organism in Eukaryota, Fungi, Basidiomycota, Agaricomycetes, Polyporales, Fomitopsidaceae. Gene Ontology annotation, cellular component: mitochondrion.
AUGCUCUCUCGCGGGCUCCGUCCUCAAACCCGACGACUCCAUGCCACACUUGUCCGCGGGCACCUCAUAGGCCCCUCCGACCCCGUCUCGAACCUCCGGCCGGUCAUCUACGACGAUGCGGUGCCCGAAUUGCGCACGGACGUCACGCACCCGUACUCGCUGAGGGAGUUCGCGGGCGACACGCAGGAGUACCAGUGGAAGAUGCAGCGGCAGCAGCUCGACGCAUAUAAUCACCUCUUCUGGACCGACAGCAACUUACGCUUCGCAGCGGCGAAGCGCGCGUUCCUCGACAGCCUCCCGGAGUCGUACGCCGCGGAAGAUCGCGAGUUCGCGCUGUCGGGGUUUUACAGGCGGUGGGCGGAGCAGGAGACGGUGCGCCAGAGCGCGUACAGCGCGGAGUGGCGCCGGCGCAACUGGGCGAGCGUCCUCCUCGGCGCGCGGCUUGCGUACGAGCGGGUGAUGGCGAGGGUCGAGCACCCGUUCGGAAGCGGGAAGCCAGACAGAGAAGAGUAA